AUGCAGUGCCCGCGUGAUGGGUCCGAACACAGAGGUGCAGACGACAGCGUGCAGGACACGUCCGAGACGAAUCUCACUUCCAAGGUCCUUGUCCUCCCAUCUUUGGCAUGGUUUCUUUGCGAGUCUUCAUUUUCUGGCUUAGCUGGAGCCAAUCGAUGGCUUUGGGGCCAGCUACACUCAAGAGAGUGCUUCCGACCAUUAGUGAUGGCGCUGCCUCCUCUACCAGAGGGGCAGGCGCUUCGGCGGCGGAUUUGGCACCGGUUACUCCUCGGUGCCAUGGAACUUGCCGUUGAAGGCCAUCGCUUUGAGGAUCUUUCCCAGCGACCCAGUGAGGCAGAUGCGGAGAUUCAGCGAGAUGUUGGCCGAACGUUCCCAGAGCGCUUUGAUGAGGCAACUCAACAGGCUUUGUUUCGCGUCCUUCGGGCGGUCUCGCACCGUGUCGAGGACAUCGGAUACUGCCAAGGGAUGAACUUCAUUGCAGGAACCGCCUCGCCAGUGGUGCCAAGAUACAAGGCAUUGUUCUCAGUGCGGCAGUCUGCUCCCAGCCCACAUGAAGCUGUUGCAAUCUUGAGUAGUGCAUUGCCACUGCAAGAAGACUCGGUUUUGCUCCGCCAUGAAGCAGCCUAUGUUUUAGGGCAGCUUGGUGAUGCCUCUGCUAUUCCAGUGCUGCAGCACCUGCUGUUGGACGAGACGGAAGACGAGAUCGUUCGUCACGAAGCUGCAGAAGCUUUGGCUGCUUUGGGAUCGGAGAAGGCCUUGGCGGAGUUGGCAGAGCUUUUGGCCAAAGGAGACACCAGCGAAGCCCUCCGACACACCUGUGAGUUGGCAAUGGCAGGACUUCAGCAAGACAAAGAUGAGGUGUUGCCCAUUUGCGUUUGCCAGUACUCAUCCAAGGACCCAGCUGAGGGCUUACCAGGUGCCACUCAGAAGGAUAUCCCGUGGGCUGCGUCCACACUUUCUGACCAGAGCUUGCCCCUCUUCGAGCGCUACAGAGGGAUGUUCACACUCCGCAACCUGGGCGGUGACGAGGCCGUGAAGUCUUUGGCCGAAGCGCUUUUGCAAGACAACUCAAGCGCAGUGUUGCGGCAUGAGGUUGCCUUUGUAUUGGGUCAGAUGGCAGACGAGACAGCGACGAAGGCGCUGAUGCAGGCCCUUGCCCAGACGAAUGAGCAUGGCAUGGUGCGCCAUGAGGCUGCAAUAGCCUUGGGGAACAUCGGCAGCGAAGAUGGAGAAAAGGUCUUACGUGAGUAUCUCCAAGAUCCGGAUGUCCUUGUGGCCCAGAGCUGCGAGGUGGCGUUGGCUACCAUCUCCUACUGGAGAUCAUGGGAGGAACUUGAAGCUAGACUUGCGGAACAAGCGGAGUAA
This is a messenger RNA of Durusdinium trenchii, 1365 nucleotides long. NCBI's taxonomy places the organism in Eukaryota, Dinophyceae, Suessiales, Symbiodiniaceae. The record is from the annotation of a GenBank genome assembly.